ACAUAUUUGCUGCGGAUCUGUUCUCUAGAACAACGGCGAUCUGAAUCGGCGACUACGGUGGAUCAACCAGGUUUCGUCUAUGGUUCUUUUUAUUCGUGAUUGCCAAAAAAUUGACAGAUAUGGCAAUGAGAAGGGGCCACGGACCUAUGAGGGGAAGAGGCAUGUUCCGUCCUCCUGUAUUUAAGACUUUUUUUCCUCAUUUUCCUUUUGAUAUGGUUCAAUGCGAAGGAGCUUUUCAAAGGGCUAAACCAUCUUGUGACGAUAAAUUGUUUACGGAGGCAUUGCUAAAACGUAAUCAAGAUCUUACACCGACAGCUGCUGAACAAGCAGCAGUAUUGAAUUUAGUGACUAAAAUCAAUGCCACAUUAGAUAAUUUGGUAGUACAACCAGGCAAUUUCGAAUCAGCUCAACUCGAGGAAGUUAGACAGGUCGGAUCUCAUAAGAAAGGAACAAUGAUGUCCUGUCAUAACGUAGCGGAUGUCGUAGUCAUUUUAAAAACACUACCAACUGUCGAAGCGGUUACUGCUCUUGGCAAUAAGGUAUUGGAAGCUCUACGUCAAACUGAUCCACACGAAGUUUUAACAAUUCUAUCAAAUGAAGGCGGCUUUGAAAUAAGUUCUGCUGAAGCUACAGUCAAGGUUCUAAUCACUACAAUCCCUCCAAAUCUUAAAAAACUCGAUCCGGAAUUACACUUGGAUGUCAAGAUUAUGCAAGGUCACCUAGGUGCUAUUAGGCAUGCUAGGUGGUUCGAAGAAAAUGCAUUUCACUCAAGUGUUAAAGUGCUUAUUCGUCUACUAAAAGAUCUCAGACAGAGAUUCGAUGGCUUUCAAAGUUUAACACCAUGGAUAAUUGAUCUUCUUGCUCAUUAUUCAAUUAUGCAUAACCCCAGUAGACAACCUUUAUCUGUUAAUGCGGGAUUUAGACGAUGUCUUCAACUAUUGGCGUCAGGAAUAUUUCUUCCUGGAUCAGCUAGUAUUCAUGAUCCUUGUGAACCCGGACAAGUUCGAAUACACACUAUAUUAUCAUUAGAACAGCAGGAUCAAAUUUGUUAUACUGCGCAAACAUUAUUACGUGUCCUUACACACGGUGGCUAUAAGCAAAUUGUGGGUUUAGAGCUAGAUCGAACUGAUAUUGAUAGUGCGAUGACUGUUUGGAAUGGUGUAGUUGUCACUCCUAGCGAUAAAGCUUAUGAGAAGAUUGAUGAUAAAAAGGAUGAAGAGACCGAUAACUCAUCUAUAGAUCAAUCUGGACAAGCAAUUUUGGCUUAA
This is a messenger RNA of Dimorphilus gyrociliatus, 1268 nucleotides long. Lineage: Eukaryota; Metazoa; Annelida; Polychaeta; Dinophilidae. The record is from the annotation of a GenBank genome assembly.